AUGGCGGAUACGAAUGAGGAUGAAGCGACACAACAAGAACAACUAAAAACUAUGAUUUCGAAAGAGAUUGGAAAGGCAAUGCAGGCAAAUAUGCCUCAUUUAGCCCAAGAAGUGGAAAGUCAUGUGUUGGAAGUGGUGGAAACAAUGAUGGCGAGUAAGAUGGACGAGUUGAAAGGAAUGAUUGGAGAUAUGCAAGGAAAGAAAGGAACUCGCAAAUGCACUUACAAAGAAUUUAUGGCGUGCAACCCAUUACCUUUCAAAGGAGAAAUUGAUCCUAUAGCAUGUCAAAGGUGGAUUGCAAGUACGGAGGUGGUGUUCGUAAGGAGUCAUUGCGAAAAGGAGGAUCAAGUGAUGUUCGCCACCGGUUUGUUACAACUCCAAGCUAAAGACUGGUGGGAUGCUCAUAGUAAAGAGAUUGGGGAAGACAAAGUUCAAGUCUUGACAUGGCAAGAGUUCAAAAUCCAAGAAGAUUUCUUACAUCUCCGUCAGAAAGACGAAACCAUUGAUGAAAUCACCAAGACUUUUCUCGAUAAGCUGAAAUUUUGUAAAGAAAUAGCGGGAACGGAAAGAAUGAAGAUAAACCGCUAUCAUGGUAUGUUGAAGGCUGAAUAUCGGGAGUUCAUAAUUCCCGCUAAAUGUGAAACCUUGAAUGAACUCAUUAACUUGGCCCGAGAUAGGGAGAUUGAACUAAGAAGACAGGCAGAAAGAGGUGAGAAGAGAGCGUCUGAGAAUGUUUCCAGCUUGAGCCUGUCAAAGAAACAGAAAUUUCAAGAUCAGCGCAAGAAGGAUAAGGCGAAGGGUAGCAUUCCAAAAUGCAAAACGUGCGGGAAGUUAUACACGGGGGAGUGCUUGAAAGGGAAGAAGGGCUGUUACAAUUGUGGUCAAGAGGGACAUCCAUAUUAUAGGUGUCCUAAUCCUUCCAGAACGUGCUAUAACUGUUUCCAACCGGGUCAUAUUAAGGCUGAAUGUCCCAAGCUUCAACAGAAAACCGAUAAGGAAGCAAGAAAGGAGGAAGCCCCAAGAGCUAAGGGGAGGAUGUUUCAGAUCACGACUGAAGAAGCAAAGGACCACCCGAAUGUCGUAUCAGGUAUAUUCUUAUUGAACUUGAUGCCUACAUACGUGUUAUUUGAUACUGGGGCCAGUAGAUCGUUUGUAUCAAGUGAAUUAGUGUCACACCCCUCUUUUAGAAUCGAAAGAAUGCAUGUGCCAUUAGAAGUAGAGAUAGCGGAUAGUAAGAGUUAUUUGCUGCACGAAGUUUGUAGAAAUUAUGAAAUUAUCAUUGAAGACGAGAAGUUUGCCAUUGACCUUAUUCCCAUGGUAUUGGGAGAAUUUAAGGUUAUAGUUGGCAUGGAUUGGCUAGCAAAACAUCAUGCUGAAAUCCAUUUCGAGAAAAAGAUGAUUCACGUGUUAUCACCGGAAGGAAAACGAGUGAGUAUACAAGGGGAAAGGAAUAUAGAAGAGGUUGAAGUUGUGAACGAGUUUCUUGAUGUAUUUCCGGAAGAUUUGUCGGGGCUUCCCCCCGAACGUGAGGUGGAAUUUAAGAUUGAAUUGUAUCCCGAGGCCAAACCUGUAGCCAAAGCCCCUUAUAGGUUGGCCCCAACCGAAAUGGGGGAGUUAAUGGUUCAAAUACAAGAAUUACUCGACAAAGUUUAUUCCCGAAGUGAAGCCGAACAUGCAUGCCAUUUGCGCGAAAUUCUUAAAGUGCUCCGUAAGGAGAAAUUGUAUGCGAAAUACUCUAAGUGUGCUUUCUGGCUUAGAGAAGUACAAUUUCUCGGUCAUGUGAUUAAUGCAGAUGGUAUCUUAGUGGAUCCGUCAAAAGUGGAAGCUGUUAUGAAAUGGGUACCUCCAAAGAACCCAAGUGAAGUAAGAAGCUUUUUGGGUUUAGCAGGCUAUUAUAGGAGGUUUAUUCAAGACUUUUCUAAAUUGGCCCUGCCGUUGACCAAGUUAACCAAGAAGAAUGAGAAGUUUACAUGGGUUACAGAUCAAGAAAAGGCGUUUCGAACCUUGAAAGAGAAGUUGUCAAGCUUCCUGGCAAAUGUAGUGGCCGAUGCCCUGAGCCGAAAGGAUUAUCCGCCUCCAAUUCAAGUGAAAUCCAUGAAAAUGGUAGUUACACCUCGAUUUCUCGAAAUGAUUAAGGAAGCCCAAGUCAAGUCGCUGAGCGAAAUGGAUUCAAGAAAGGAAAGAACAAAGGGGUUUGUUGAUAAAUUAGAAGAAAGACCCAGUGGAAUUAAAUUGAUGUAUGGCCGGAUAUGGAUACCUCGGUUUAGUGAAGCAAAAGACGUGUUACUCGAAGAAGCUCACAAAUCCCGAUUUUUGGUUCAUCCAGGAGCUACAAAAAUGUAUUUGGAUUUGAAGAAAAGUUAUUGGUGGCCCGGUAUGAAAUGUGAUAUCGUCAAGUAUGUUGCAAAAUGUUUGACCUGUUCGCAGGUAAAGGCAGAACAUCAGAAACCAUACGGAAAGUUGCAACCGUUAGAAAUUCCGGUAUGGAAAUGGGAAGAAGUGACGAUGGACCUAGUGACCAAGCUUCCUAAGACAAGGAAAGGUCACGAUGCUAUAUGGGUGAUCGUGGACCGUCUCACCAAGAGCGUGCACUUCUUACCCAUUAGGGAGACUUUCUCUUCUGAAAAGGAUGGCGGAAAUUUAUGUUAA
This is a messenger RNA of Helianthus annuus (common sunflower), 2649 nucleotides long. RefSeq lists its product as uncharacterized. The record is from RefSeq and is a predicted model, not a curated record. The transcript has 5 exons. Gene Ontology annotation, biological process: proteolysis. Lineage: Eukaryota; Viridiplantae; Streptophyta; Magnoliopsida; Asterales; Asteraceae. Gene Ontology annotation, molecular function: aspartic-type endopeptidase activity; nucleic acid binding; zinc ion binding. Bases 1 to 2649 code for a protein of 882 amino acids.